AUGCUCAUCAUUGCAGGAUUUGCUGUAUCAGACUUGAUCAAGAUCACAACUGAACGAGAUGGUGGAGCUCGAGCUUUGUCUCAAGCACUGGGUCAGUAUAUCUUUUCUACCACAGGCUCAGAAAAACUUGCAAUUGUUGUCAUCAGUGUGGGUGGUGAUGUUGUUUUGCUGGGACUUAUCAACGGGCUAUCGUAUGCUUCUGUUGAUGUUGUUGCAAGCGGGUCUUAG
Mucor velutinosus is the source of this 228-nucleotide messenger RNA. RefSeq names its product histone H2A. The transcript has a single exon. The record is from RefSeq and is a predicted model, not a curated record. NCBI's taxonomy places the organism in Eukaryota, Fungi, Mucoromycota, Mucoromycetes, Mucorales, Mucoraceae. Bases 1 to 228 code for a protein of 75 amino acids.